Oryzias latipes (Japanese medaka) is the source of this 5805-nucleotide messenger RNA. It is a transcript of the gene specc1la, whose product is annotated as sperm antigen with calponin homology and coiled-coil domains 1-like a. Gene Ontology annotation, molecular function: protein binding. NCBI's taxonomy places the organism in Eukaryota, Metazoa, Chordata, Actinopteri, Beloniformes, Adrianichthyidae. The record is from RefSeq and is a predicted model, not a curated record.
GUGAUGCAACCAGGAGAGGGGGCAGAGGAUCAUCGGGCUGCUCGAAACCGAUGCUGCCCCACCAUGAAGGUGUGGGAUUAGAAAGCUGUUCGUGGCCACAAAUGGAGACCCGCUGGAUUUUCUAUCAGUGCGAUAACUAUGGAAAGUUAGUCGAAUUUGAGAUCAGGCUUUAAAUGUGUGGCCAUCAAAAGGCUCAGCAUGAAGAAGUCAGCCCGGCCAUCGGCAAGUAAGGUCAACGGGGAUCGAGGCAAGUCAGAGACUGCUAGCACUGGAAAGUCUGCGCCCAAAAGCCUCGCCACUGCCCCCCUGCCCAAGGUAAAAAGUAAUGAUGACCUGUUAGCUGCUGUGGCUGGAGGAAACCCUGCAUCAAACUGUUCCGUCACAAAAACCAAGAAGACUGCCUCUGUUGGAACGACUGCAAGCAAUUUGGAAAGCAGGCCAAAGUCAACGUUAGGUGCUUUAUCCAAACGUAUAACGUCAACAAAUUCCAAGGAGCCCAACUCACAGAGAGACCGUCUCCGGACUUCCAGGACGUCAUCCGCUAAAAAGCAGCUGGUGUCGGGGACUGCAGCAGGAGAUGUGGCCUCAGGGAAGCGCUCCCGGAACCAGGUCCUACCAGAGUCAGACAGCCGUAUGAGCAAGUCUAAAUCAGAUAACCAGAUUAGUGAUAAGGUUGUUCUAGAAACCAAAGUGAAGGAUCUGCUGAGUUUGGCCAAAAGCAAAGAUGUAGAGAUCCUGCACCUUCGUAGUGAGCUGAAAGACAUGAGAGCUCAGCUUGGCCUGGGGGAGAAGGAAGCGUCAGCUCAAGAAGAAGCUGGGGAGGAAGAGAAGCCCCAGGUUUCUGCCAUCACAGCAGCUGAUGUGGAGUCCACUCUGAUCCUCCUACAAGAACAGAACCAGGCCAUCCGAGAGGAGCUCAACCAGCUGAAGAGCGAGAACCGAAUGCUCAAAGACCGCCUCAAUGCUCUGGGCUUCUCUUUGGAGCAGAGGCUUGAUGGCUCUGACAAGCUCUUCAACUACCUCUCCCUGAGCCCGGACCUGGCAGUGGCGGGUGCGCCGAGUGAUGUUGGCUGCACAGGUACACUGGCUUCCUCCGUGGAGGGCUCCGCCCCUGGCUCCUUGGAGGAUCUGCUCACAGGGCACCAGCAUGGAGGCUCAGCUGACAACCUGGACAGUGAAUCCAGUGAGGUCUACCAAGCAGUGACUUCAAGCGACGACGCUUUAGAUGCCCCUUCUGGAGCCUCCUCCUCGUCCGAGUCCGAGUGUGCUCCGAGCACAGAGCGCUCCAGACGGGGCAGCAGCGGCAAUGCCAGUGAGGUGUCUGUGGCCUGUCUGACAGAGCGCAUCCACCAGAUGGAGGAGAACCAGCACAGCACUUCAGAGGAACUUCAAGCCACCCUACAAGAGCUAGCCGACCUGCAGCAAAUCACCCAGGAGCUCAACGGGGAAAAUGAACGUCUGGGGGAGGAGAAGGUCAUCCUUAUGGACUCCCUGUGCCAGCAGAGUGACAAGCUAGAGCUGUAUGGCCGACAGAUUGAAUACCUGCGCUCGCUGCUGGAUGAACAUCACAUAUCUUAUGUGCUGGAGGAGGACAUCAAGAGUGGUCGCUACUUGGAGCUGGAGCAGCGUUAUGGAGAUCUGGCAGAAAACGCCCGCUUUGAGAGAGAGCAGCUCCUUGGAGUUCAACAACAUUUGUCCAACACACUAAAGAUGGCAGAGCAGGACAAUGCCGAAGCCCAAGAGGUGAUUGCAGCGCUGAAGGAGAGAAACCACCAGAUGGAGCGCAUCAUGGAUUCAGAGAGGCAGGAUCGAGGCGCCAUGGCGGCCGCAUUGGAUGAGUACAAAGCAGCAGUGAGCAAUGACCAAGCCGAGCUGAACCGCUGCAGAGCCCAGCUGGAGCAAGAGAGGCAGAGGGUGGCUGAACUGUACUCUCUUCACACCGCGGGCGACAAAAAUGACAUCUGCCAGCUGCUAGAGGGGGUACGCUUGGGGAAAGAAGAGGCAGAGGCCAAGGCUGCGAAGAUGGAAGGGGAGCUGGAGCAAGCACACAUCGAACUCGGUCGACUGCAGGAGACCUUCAACAAGUUGGACAGAGAAUACAGAGACUUUCAGCAGCAGGUGCAGCAGCAGAUGGCAGAGCAGGAGCGAGCGCUGGAGAAACAGCGAGUGGAGCUGCAGGAGAAGGAGACGGAGAUUGCAGACAUGAAGGAAACCAUCUUUGAGCUGGAAGAUGAGGUGGAACAGCACCGAGCCCUGAAACUCCACGACAACCUCAUUAUCUCAGACCUGGAGAACUCUGUGAAGAAGCUGCAGGACCAGAAGCAUGACAUGGAGAGGGAAAUUAAAAUUCUUCACCGUAGACUGAGGGAGGAGUCCAUGGAGUGGCGUCAGUUCCAAGCGGAUCUGCAAACAGCUGUGGUCAUAGCUAAUGACAUCAAAUCGGAAGCACAGGAAGAGAUAGGAGACCUGCGGCGCCGACUGCAGGAAGCCCAAGAGAAGAACGAGAAAUUGAGCAAAGAGCUGGAAGAGAUUAAGAGCCGCAAGCAGGAAGAGGAGCGAGGCAGAGUUUACAACUACAUGAAUGCAGUGGAGCGAGACCUGGCAGCCCUGAGGCAGGGGAUGGGCCUGAGCAGACGGUCUUCCACCUCCUCAGAGCCCUCACCUACAGUGAAAACGCUCAUCAAGAGCUUCGAUAGUGCUUCACAAGGUCCACCCUCCAGUCCAGUCGCUACAGCUCCAACAGCCUCCGCAACCCCGUUACCACGCACCCCCCUCAGCCCCAGUCCUAUGAAGACUCCCCCUGCUGCAGCUGUUUCACCCAUACAGAGGCAUUCCAUCCCUGGAUCCAUGUCAGCACCCAAACCUCUCUCAUCCUUAAGCGACAAGAGACCCAGCUACACAGACAUAACCAUGCCAGCCGACCACCUCCUCAGGGGAACCUCAGCGAGCCGACCCCCCCCUGUCCUCCAGAGGGUUUCCAACAUGGACUCCACCAAGACCAUUUCAGUCACACGAAGAAGCAGCGAGGAGAUAAAAAGGGAGAUGUCUGCUCCUGAUGGAGCCCCUUCAUCCAGCCUUCUUCAUCAAGCAAUGAGUGCAGCCUCCUCCCCUUUGUCCCUCUCCUCCUCCCCCACCGCCUCCAUCAACCCGACAACCCGCAGCCGCCUCAGAGAAGAGAGAAAGGAUCCUCUGGCAGCACUAGCCAGAGAGUACGGAGGCUCAAAGAGGAACGCCUUGCUUAAGUGGUGCCAAAAGAAGACUGAGGGGUAUCAGAACAUCGACAUCACAAACUUCAGCAGCAGCUGGAAUGAUGGAUUGGCCUUCUGCGCUCUGCUCCACACUUAUCUGCCGGCACACAUCCCCUACCAGGAGCUCACUGGCCAAGAUAAGAGGAGAAACUUCACCUUAGCUUUCCAGGCUGCAGAGAGUGUGGGCAUCAAAUGCACUUUGGACAUUAAUGAGAUGGUUCACACUGAGCGGCCGGACUGGCAGAGCGUCAUGACGUACGUCACAGCCAUCUACAAAUACUUCGAGACCUGACUUCAGCAGUCGCCAGCCCCGCAGCAGAGUCCACUUCAAAGCUCAAGACAGCCCACCAACUAUGAUACCUCACCUUUGCUCGCUGCACACGCGCCCCCACCAAUCCACCACAGCAGACCUGAACCUCACUGCGCACGGAUGUUUGGACGGUUACUGUUACACUAAUAAGCCAUGAUGAGGGACUCUAGUGAAGGGCUGCUACCAAACGAUCCUCAGCGGAUCCGUUGGGCCCUCAGUUUACGCCUUAAGGAUCCACAUGUGGACAAGUCUGUGCCUUUUGAUUGGCUUCAAAGUUUUCCCUUUUUUAUGUUCUGCUGAAGAGAAUUCAUUCAAUGUGAUAUCAGUUGUGCUGCUUUUUUUUUUUUGUAUCUUGUAAUUCUGAAUAUGACAUGGAUCUGUCAGACUCCGUGUUUUUACACUACAGCAAACCAAAGCUCAGCUGUGAUGAAAGUCUCUCCUCUGAAUCCGCUUUUUUUUUUUCUUUUCUUUUCUUUUUUUAUUCCCUGAUGUUACCUUAUGAUCCAAAAGUCUCUCUUUUCAGGAUAAAGUGCCUGUGAGUUUAGAUGUAGGAGACCAAGACAUGAGCUGCAUUUUGAGAAGCUAAAAGCAUCUACGAGUUGCCAAACAUGUUCCAGAGCUUUGAUUUGACAAAAGCUUUGCUUUUCAAGCACAAAAUCACAAGCUGUAAAGUGAUAGAACACCUUUAUUACUUCUAGUUUUAAUUUACUUUAGGAUGGAAUUCUGUUAAAUGCAGAUCCUCUCGUUUAAAUUACACAGCAUCGCUUCAUCAUCAGACGCUCUCGCCGCACAGGGUAACCAUGUCUUAGCUUGGAGAGAUGCAGACACACACGUAGUUUAAAGGUCGGGUUUGACAUUUGGGGAAAUGCGUUUAUCCUCUUAGUGGCGUCGAAAUGGACGCAGCGAGAACACCACCUCUUUUGUUUGCUGCAUGCGAGGAAGGAGACGGGCUGAAAUGAAAACCAGGGAGAUCUGCUCCGAGGUCAUUAAAAGCAAAAAGCCUCCGUUCCAGCACCCCAAAUGAUUCCUAACAUCCUAUCUCAUCGAUGGGAAAACGACAGCGUUAGGGUUUUAUGAGUGUUUUCCUUGGCUGGAAGCUGCGUCUUCAUGGAGGCUCUUUGUUUUUGCACGGAACAAACAACAUUCAUUAGUGGCUUUUAGGAGACAAUGAUGAUUUUUGUUCUUCAUUUCAGCAAAGUAUCUCUUAUCACCUGCUGGUUGCAGCUUCAUCAUUUCAACUUUGGCCCCUCGCGUUUUCCAAAGCUGUAUUUCCCAAACUUUUCCCUUUGAACGUACAAAUGUACAUUUUUGUGCAGAUCUGAUGGGGUUGUAGCUGGAACUCCUCACCCUGACUGAAGAUGGUGUUCGGCUGUGUCGUCCUCAGCAUAACUGUUCUGCUGUCCAGCUGCUGUGUGGUGAUCGCGCCUCAGUAUGCUAACACAUGUCUGUAUUUAUUUGCUCGACUUCCAUAAGGUCACUGCUUUACUGUCUUAAGCGUUUAUGAAUUUAUUGCACACACACACACAGUAAGUAGCUGCACUGAGAUAAGCUGUUCGGAUAGCACGCUAACUUCCCGCCUUAAGAGCUCGGCUUUCCGUUGGAAAUGUGACGUUUGAGACGGCAGCUGGGGUUCCUCAGACGUUCCUCUGGGAGGAACCAUGUUCCUCAUUUAGCUUCAGGUUGUAACAUCAGAAGCUGAUGGGAACCUUUUGUUUCAAGUGGCUUUUUCUGUUGGCUGCUUUUGAUCAGGAAACCGUUUCACAGAGAGCUGCACAGAUGUACAAACUGCGCUGUAGUGAUCGUUUCUUUUUUUCUAUGAAGUCCAGUCCGUGCUGAUGUGGAGGCAUGGAUGGAAGCAGUCCAGCGAGCAGAAACCAUAGCUGGGAGAGGGACUUUCUCCCCCACCCCCCAUUGACUAAGUUCGGCUGAUGCCCUCAUCCUGUACAGCUUUACAUCAACCAGCCAAGCAAAUGUGAACACUUGUUUGUUUUUAUAUGUAUAAACUUGAAAGUAUUCCGAUCUCCACUGAACUGAUCAGCGUUUGCCUUUUUUUUUUUGUUUGCAGUCUAAUUUUGUACAAACAUCCCAACCGCACUACAUGGCAUUGUGUGAAACUAAAAGCUGAAUGAAAGUGACUGUAAUGUGUGUAAAGGCACUGAGCCUCAGUAUUAAGGGCACACUACCAUGAUAAUCAGCUGUUUGAUGCUUUUAUGUUCUGUUUUCUUCAGUAAAGUGUUAUAAACCAGC